Messenger RNA from Exophiala aquamarina CBS 119918, 3270 nucleotides. Its product is annotated as ATP-binding cassette, subfamily G (WHITE), member 2. NCBI's taxonomy places the organism in Eukaryota, Fungi, Ascomycota, Eurotiomycetes, Chaetothyriales, Herpotrichiellaceae. The transcript has 2 exons. Gene Ontology annotation, molecular function: ATP hydrolysis activity; ATP binding; ABC-type transporter activity. The record is from RefSeq and is a predicted model, not a curated record. Gene Ontology annotation, cellular component: membrane. Bases 1 to 3270 code for a protein of 1089 amino acids.
AUGCACCUCCAUGGCUCUACGACCAUCCUUCUGCUCACUGCCGCUGCCGCAUCGGUAGCUGGCUUUCUCAAUGACACUUCGCCGGCCUUGAUCCAAUCACCAUUUUACGAGCUCACCGACGGAUGCCCACCAUGCCCUCGAUGCUUUGACUGUCACUACGACGAAUUCCGAUGCCAACAAUUUGCGAAUUGCAGCAGUGCAAACGGUAAAUGCGUCUGUCCCCCAGGCUUCGGUGGAGACGACUGCUCUGAGCCACUUUGCGGCUCCCUGGCGGAUGGCAAGAACAGAUCACCCCGCAAGGGCGAUUCAUGCGAUUGCAAAGAUGGAUGGGAAGGCAUCAAUUGUAACGUCUGCACCUCAGAUGAUGCCUGCGACGCCAUGACGAUUUUGGGAAAGGGGGGCGUGUGCUAUCAGAAGGGCCUGGCCGUCCAUGAGAACUAUCAAAUGUGCAAUGUUACUAACAAAGCGAUACUCGACCAGAUUAAACCAAGAAUUCCCCAAGUCACCUUCUCUUGCAACACUGGGGAUGCCACCUGCAAUUUUCAGUUCUGGGUGGACCAGAAGGAGUCCUUUUAUUGUGCGUUGGAUACCUGUUCAUGGUCGGCUACCGACACCACCAUGCGCAACACCACAAAAUAUACUUGCGAAAAUAUCAAGUGCUCCUGCAUCGAGGAUCGCUUUCUGUGUGGCGAGGAUGGCUCUGUCAAUAUCGAUGACUUCCUCGCAGAAGAGAUCAAAGGUCCUGCUUCCUUCUUCACUCAGCAUACUUACGGUGGAAGUUCAAAGGACGGGAGCAGAUUUGAAGAGCCUGCGAUGAACAACUUGAUUUCCAUGAUCUUUGGCGAUGAAUAUAUCUCACUCGCAUGUCGCUCAGGGGAGUGUCUUUACAAGGAGGACGUUCCCGGUUACGUUGCACCGAUAAAGGAGAUCAAUACUCCGGUACUUGCAGGUGUGAUAUCCGGCGUUGCCUUACUCAUUCUCGCCAUCAUCCUCAUCUCGUGGUAUCUCUCUCGAAGAGCGGCUUACAAAAAAUGGGGUGCGAUUCGACUUGGAGAGGGAACCGAGGAUGAUGCUGCCAAGUCGAUGGUAAACCAUACUCCCAUGGCUUUGCAAUUUGAGAAUGUCUCGUAUGACCUAAAGGGUAAAGAAAUCCUUACGGGAAUUUCAGGCGUGGCACAACCAGGCCAGAUCAUGGCUAUCAUGGGAGCUUCGGGGGCGGGAAAAUCAACCUUUCUGGACAUUCUCGCUCGCAAAAAUAAGCGAGGCCAUGUCACUGGCACGAUGUAUGUGAAUGGCGAGAAGAUCCUAGACAACGAGUACCGUAACGUCAUUGGUUAUGUUGACCAAGAGGACACUCUCCUGCCAACUCUUACUGUGCAUGAGACCAUUCUCACUAGCGCUUUGCUGAGGCUUCCUGCGGACAUGGGAGUUCCUGUCAAAGAGCAAAGAGUCACUGAAGUCAUGCAGCAACUUGGAAUUUUCCAUAUCAAGGAUCAGCUCAUCGGUUCUGAAGAAGGGAACGGGAGAGGCAUCUCUGGUGGUGAAAAGAGACGAGUCGGCAUCGCCUGUGAACUCGUGACCAGUCCUAGCAUUCUCUUCUUGGACGAGCCCACCAGUGGAUUGGACGCUUUUAACGCUUUCAAUGUUGUCGAGUGCCUGGUAACCCUGGCCAAGACAUAUAAUCGAACCGUCAUCUUCACCAUUCACCAACCGCGGUCUAACAUCGUUGCGCUAUUUGAUCAACUCGUGCUUCUUGCCAAAGGUAAAACGGUCUACUCUGGACCCUUUUCCACCUGCCAAGCAUAUUUCGACCACAUAGGGUAUUCAUGUCCUCCCGGCUUCAACAUUGCCGACUACUUAGUCGAUCUAACUAUGCAUGCAAGCCUGCCACGGUCACCCAUAUUCGAUGAAGUGCAACGAGACUUUUCAGAAAGAGACGGCCUUGGAACGGAGUCGAGCAGUACACGAGCAGUCAAAUCGAUUGCAAGUGCAUCAAAUGUCAGCGUGGAAAGUCGUAGGGAGCCUUCGAUAAGGCCAAAGCAGAAGCGUCGGAUUUCAAUCAAGCAAAAGCAGGAUCGCCAACUUUUCACCCGCAAGAGGACCGGAGAUGAUACACCACCGACGCCCAAGACCGACGAUGAAGACAGUGUUCUCGGCCGAGCAACUGGGAGUAUGCGCAGCUGGCUCCAAAUGUCAAGGAGGGAUGGUCCCAACCCGCCACAAAUAUUAGAAGAUCCUGAUGACCUGCCGCCGGAUGUCAACACAGAUCUCGAUGCCCUUGUGGCUAGCUUCCGUCACUCUGACGUUGCACAGACCAUACAUGAUGAGAUCGCCCUUUCUGUCCAGGCUGCUUCCUCGGCGAAUGGACAUGGUCCCGAGGAAGGUUCAACGGAGGCAGUGACUGGUACUAUCAAGGGAUUCCGUCGGGUCAGUUGGCCACGACAAUUUCUCAUCUUGUCGCAGCGCACUUGGCGGAAUCUAUACCGGAAUCCCAUAUUGAUGCUGACGCACUACGCUGUCGCCAUCCUACUAGCAGUAUUGUCAGGCUAUCUCUUUUACGCCGUAUCUGAUGACAUUGGUGGCUUUCAGAAUCGACUCGGUCUUUUCUUCUUUCUCUUGGCUCUCUUCGGGUUCAGCACUCUUACCAGCCUGAAUGUCUUCUCGUCGGAGAGGGUCAUCUUUGUGCGAGAGAGAGCCAACGGAUACUACAGCCCAAUCACGUACUUUGCGGCCAAGGUAGUUUUUGACGUGAUCCCAUUGCGCCUCAUCCCUCCGAUCAUCAUGGGAAUUAUCAUUUAUCCAAUGUCAGGGCUUGUUCCGGCCUGGAGUAAUUUCUUGACAUUCAUCCUAAUCCUGGUUCUGUUCAAUCUGGCUGCAGCGGCAAUCUGCCUUACGAUUGGCAUUGUCUUCAAAGAUGGAGCGGUGGCCAAUCUGAUAGGGAGCUUGGUGAUGCUCUUCAGCCUUCUUUUUGCCGGCCUCUUGCUCAAUCUCAACCACGAUACUGUGACAGGGCCAACACACUGGUUACAAUUCUUGUCGAUCUUCCAUUACGGCUACGAAGGGUUGAUUGUUAACGAGGUCGCCAAGCUACGAUUGAAAGACCGGCGAUACGGUCUCGACAUCGAAGUACCAGGGGCCAGCAUUCUGAGUGCCUUUGGGUUUGAUAAUCUAGCACUUUGGCGAGAUGUGAUCGGACUGGCGAUCUUUGGAGGAUCAUUCAUUAUCAUCGCAUACGGAGCCAUGCAUUUGCUCCUCGUUGAAAAGAGGUGA